This is a messenger RNA of Nerophis lumbriciformis (worm pipefish), 2422 nucleotides long. Its product is annotated as leucine-rich glioma-inactivated protein 1-like. Gene Ontology annotation, biological process: myelination. NCBI's taxonomy places the organism in Eukaryota, Metazoa, Chordata, Actinopteri, Syngnathiformes, Syngnathidae. Gene Ontology annotation, molecular function: protein binding. The record is from RefSeq and is a predicted model, not a curated record.
UUCCACGGAUACACAGCAGAAGGGGUGCUGGUGGAGGAGAAACCGGUCCUGUGCUACGAGGAUGGAUCCCACGUCACGCAGAGCAUCCCCGUGGCUCGUCGUGCUUGCGCUGACGUGCGCCGGGCUGCAAGUGGACUGCAAGCGGGCCAGGCAGCCUCGGUGUCCCGCGUCGUGCACUUGCACCAAAGACAACGCGCUGUGCGAGAGCACCGGCCUGAUCCCCCGCGCCUUCCCUCCCGAUGUCAUCUCUCUGUCCUUCGUCAAGUCUGAAUUCACAGAGAUCCCCAAAGAGAGCUUCAUCCACACGCCAGCCCUGCACUUGCUCCUCUUUACGGCCAAUAACUUGGAAGCAAUAAACGAGGACGCUUUCCUCGGUCUUCCUCAUUUGGAGUAUCUGUUCAUCGAAAACAACCAGAUCAAUUCCAUAUCGCCGUACGCUUUCCGUGGACUGAAAACAUUAGUGCACCUGAGUUUGGCCUAUAAUAAUCUCGAGACGCUCCCCAAAGAUUUGUUCAAGGGUCUCGAGGCUCUCACGAAAGUAGACUUGCGAGGGAACCAGUUCACUUGUGACUGUAAGCUGAAGUGGCUGGUGGAGUGGAUCUACAGCACCAAUGCGACAGUGGAUCAGAUGUACUGCAAAGGCCCGUCGGCGCUGCAGGACAAGGGGAUCAACGACCUAAUGCCUCAGGCCUUCGACUGCAUCACCACAGAGUUCGCCUCGUACCAGUCCCUCAAGUUCGAAUCCAUAUCCGUCGAGGCCUUUUCCUUCGGCGAUGACCAGUUAGUGGUCUAUGCUCAGCCCUUCAUUGGCAAAUGUAGCUUCAUGGAGUGGGAUCAUGUGGAGAUGGUCUUCAGGAACUUUGACGAUAUUGACAGCACUUCCACGGUGAUCUGCAAGCCUCUGGUGAUCGACAACCAGCUCUUCAUCAUCGUGGCCCAGCUGUUCGGCGGCUCCCACAUCUACAAGCGCGACACGUCGGCCAACAAGUUCAUCAAGCUCCAGGGCAUCGACAUCCUGAAGAUCCGCAAGCCCAACGACGUGGAGACCUUCCGCAUCGACGGCGAGUCCUUCUUCGUCGUCGCCGACAGCUCCAAGGCGGGCUCCACCACCAUCUACAAGUGGAACGGCAACGGCUUCUACUCGCACCAGUCGCUCCACCCCUGGUACCGCGACACGGAUGUGGAGUACGUGGACAUCUCGUCCAAGCCUCACCUCAUCCUGUCCAGCAGCUCCCAGAGGCCCGUCAUCUACCAGUGGAACAAGGGCAGCAAGCUCUUCGAGAGACGCACCGACAUCCCGGAGAUGGAGGACGUCUACGCCGUCAAGCACUUCCUGGUCAAGGCGGAGCUCUUCAUCUGCCUGACGCGCUUCAUCGGCGACUCCAAGGUGAUGCGCUGGGACGGCGCCCUCUUCCGGGAGCUGCAGACCGUGCCCUCGCGCGGCUCCAUGGUCUUCCAGCCUUUCUCGGUGGGCAGCUGGCAGUACGCCAUCCUGGGCAGCGACUACUCCUUCACGCAGGUGUACCGCUGGGACGCCAAGAAGGGCGAGUUCGCGCACUUCCAGGAGCUCAACAUCCAGGCGCCGCGGGCCUUCACGCCCGUCUCCAUCGACAACCGCCAGUUCCUGCUGGCGUCCAGCUUCAAGGGGAAAACGCAGAUUUACGAGCACCUGGUCAUCGACCUCAGCGACUGAGCGGCGCACUCGCGUGGUCUCCUUUAACCAAGUGCAUUUCAAACACAUUUUACGGCGACGGGGUGAGGUCAGGGUUCUUCAUCCAUGCAUGCCUGCCUUUAUGGACCUGGAAGAUGAACACUUAGGAUGACAUCAUGCCUUGGGUGACCCCUUAUUCAGUUAAAAACACAACUCUCAUGUGUCCCAAUACUUUUGUCCUUGGUGUACAAUGCAAUUGAGUUGAGCCUCGAAAAUCAAAUCCACGUGUCCCAAUACAUUCGAACAGCCUUCUGGGAAAAUAUGCCUCAGUCAGCAAUGUCAAGAAAGGAAAAAAGGUGACGAUAACCCUACACACUAAAAAAUGUUGGGUUAGAAAAUAACCCAAUUUUAACCCAACUUCUGGUUCAGAAAAGGACAAACCCCUCAUUUGAGUUAUUUUAACUCAACAUUUUGGGUUAAUUUUUUCAACCCAACUUUUGCGUUGAAUUAUUUAACCAAAAAGUUGAGUUAUGAUAACUUAAUGUUGGGUUAUUCCCAACCCAACUAUUGGGUUGAAUUAUUUAACCCACAAGUUGAGUUAUGCUAACUCAAUGUUGGUUGAUUCAUAACCCAACUAUUGGGUUGAAUUAUUUAACCCCAAAAGUUGAGUUAUGCUAACUCAAUGUUGGUUGAUUCAUAACCCAAUUAUUGGGUUGAAUUUAUUUAACCCAAAAGUUGAGUUAUCCUAACUCAAUGUUGGUUGAUUCAUAA